GUCCGUCUAUUCCAUUUUCCUCAGUUCAUCCCUCCACAUCCCUCCACAUCCCUAAACGACUUUCCACAUCAUUCACCCCGAUUCCAUUUUAAAUGACGAACAAAACUCGUAGUGUUGCGAUUGUCGGCGCAGGACCCGUUGGCGCGCUGAUGGCUGUCUACUUUGCGAACCGUGGGUGGAACGUCCACCUGUACGAGACCCGUCCUGAUAUGAGAUUACCCGAGAACAAAGCCAAGAUCCAGAACCGAUCCAUCAACUUGGCACUCUCCGUCCGUGGAUUGACCGCGUUGAAGGGCACAGGAUUGGCCUUGGACGAGCUGAUCAUGAAGUCCGGUCUCCCGAUGCGCGGCCGUAUGCUUCACAUCGGAAGGGAGGGACAGCUUGUUAGCCAGGAUUAUGGUGUACACGGUGAGUGUAUCAACUCUGUGGACCGCGCAAAACUAAACGAGGAUUUGAUCACGGCCGCAGAGGCGUUAAGCAACGUCCAUGUGUCGUUCAACCUUGCGCUCAAGAGAGCAAAUCUCGAUAAAGGAACCCUCGAGCUCGAGAACAAGAUCACAAAGGAAGUUGUCAGAGCAGAGGCAGACUUGAUCGUCGGAUGUGAUGGCGCUUACUCCGCUGUCAGGAACUCACUAAUGCGCUAUGUCAGAAUGGAUUUCGAACAGGAAUACAUCCCACACGGAUACUGCGAGUUGAGUAUCCCUCCCAAGAUCGGCGCCGAUGGCAAGCCCGAGUUCGCUAUGGAUUCCCAGCACCUUCAUAUCUGGCCUCGUCACAAGUUCAUGAUGAUCGCGCUUCCGAAUCCUGACAAAUCGUUUACGGUGACGCUGUUCAUGCCAUUUGCCAACUUUGAAGCAAUCCACAACGAACAGGAUCUGAUGGCGUUCUUUGAAGAGUACUUCACGGAUGCGGUCACUCUUAUUGGCAAGGACUUUUUGAUUAAGGAAUACUUCAAGAACCCCAAGGGUUCACUCGUCAUGGUCAAGGCGAACCCAUAUCAUUACAAGGACCGCUGUAUCAUCCUCGGCGAUGCUGCUCACAGCAUGGUCCCGUUCUAUGGCCAAGGCAUGAACUGCGGCUUCGAGGACGUCCGCAUCCUGGACUCUCUUCUCUCAGAGUUCAACGUGAAAUCAACCAAGCAAGGCGAUUCAGACAAAUCCCUUGAGCAAGCACUUCAGGCAUACACGGACCGACGCGCGAAGGACCUGAAGGCGAUCUGUGAACUGGCCUUGUACAACUACACGGAGAUGCGUCAUGGGGUCACAUCGCCCGUGUACCUGAUGCGCAAGAAGAUCGAGUCGUGGUUGCAUUUGUUGGUCCCGACAAGGGUGAUUCCGUUGUACACGAUGGUCAGUUUCUCGAACAGACCGUAUUCGGAGGCCUAUGGGCGUCAUCAUCGACAGGGGUUCUGGUUGGGCGUCGCGGGUGCGGCCGUGGGGCUGGGCACGGCGGCUGGGUUGGUUCUCGCCGGGUGGAAGCAGAGGAGACAGCUAAGAGAUGUGGGCGAGUUGUUCAAGGCUGCGUUCUUGAACGCGGCGCAUUCGGUUCAGAAGCUGGUCCAGUAGAAUUUCUGGAGACAGUUAGUCCACGAAACCAAGGAGCGGAUUAUUGCCGCUCAGGAGGAUCCUGUUCCCUAUGGAUGUUCAAUUGAUAGACGGCAAUAAAACCACUUUGUUAGAGGA
Gamsiella multidivaricata is the source of this 1682-nucleotide messenger RNA. RefSeq lists its product as uncharacterized. Bases 93 to 1565 code for a protein of 490 amino acids. Gene Ontology annotation, molecular function: NAD(P)H oxidase H2O2-forming activity; kynurenine 3-monooxygenase activity; FAD binding. Gene Ontology annotation, biological process: L-tryptophan catabolic process; NAD+ metabolic process; quinolinate biosynthetic process. The record is from RefSeq and is a predicted model, not a curated record. The transcript is spliced from 7 exons. NCBI's taxonomy places the organism in Eukaryota, Fungi, Mortierellomycota, Mortierellomycetes, Mortierellales, Mortierellaceae. Gene Ontology annotation, cellular component: mitochondrial outer membrane.